Messenger RNA from Drosophila nasuta, 963 nucleotides. Its product is annotated as lactosylceramide 4-alpha-galactosyltransferase-like. The transcript is spliced from 2 exons. Gene Ontology annotation, biological process: glycosphingolipid biosynthetic process. The record is from RefSeq and is a predicted model, not a curated record. Lineage: Eukaryota; Metazoa; Arthropoda; Insecta; Diptera; Drosophilidae. Bases 1 to 963 code for a protein of 320 amino acids. Gene Ontology annotation, molecular function: alpha-1,4-N-acetylgalactosaminyltransferase activity.
AUGGACACUCAACUGCACGAGUUGGAUAACGGUGGACUCAAGCGACUUGAGGAUGUCCUGCUCUCCCAAAUAAUACCUCCGCCAGGAAGAAGUAUAUUCUUCCAUGAAACCAAAUGUCAUUCUAGUGACGGACCAAAUAUAUUCAAGUUGUCCGCUAGACAAGCGUGCUCCAUCGAAUCGGCGGCUUUGAAUAAUCCGAAUUUUCAAGUUUUCCUAUUAUUUGCAACUCCCACCUAUACGUUGGAUGACCAAAACGAUCCCAUACUUGAUGCGCUUCGUAGCUACAAGAAUGUAAAUCUGCGAUACUUAAAUAUCUGGCGCUACGUCAAAGAUACGCCCAUAGAGAAGUGGUUUAAGGAGGGCCAUCUCUUUCGGUCAAAAUUUCUGACGGAACACAUGUCCGAUUUGCUGCGCUUGAUUACCCUAUAUCGAUAUGGCGGCGUCUAUAUGGACUUGGAUGUUGUGGUUCUACGCAGUAUGGAGCUUGUGCCUCUCAAUUAUGUGGGAGCCCACGAUAAUGUCACCCUCGGCAAUGCUGUCAUCAGUGUGGAGCCCAGAGGCAUCGGUCACAAGAUGACUGAAUUAUUCUUGGAUUACUAUCAGAAGCAUUAUAGUGCCGAUGAGUAUGUGUCCAAUGGCCCCACAUUAGUUACCGAUGUGGUUAAAAAAUUCUGCAACAGUACAAGUAUAAAGCAAACUCAAGAAGAUCCCAAAAGGUGCCGCGGUUUUAAAGUGUUCAAUGAAACCGCGUUUUACCCAUUGCAGUGGCCACAAUGGCAUCAUUUUAUUUUACCCAAGUACAAGGAAGAUACCUUGGAAAGAACGAAGGACUCGUUCCUAAUUCACUUGUGGAAUAAGGCGUCCUACCGGUACUUAUUCAAAGUAGGCACCAAUAAUGUUUACGGCAGAUAUGCGGUUCUCAAUUGUCCCAAAACUUAUGCGGCAGCUGGAGCAUACUUUUAG